Panicum hallii is the source of this 4305-nucleotide messenger RNA. RefSeq lists its product as uncharacterized. NCBI's taxonomy places the organism in Eukaryota, Viridiplantae, Streptophyta, Magnoliopsida, Poales, Poaceae. Bases 138 to 743 code for a protein of 201 amino acids. The record is from RefSeq and is a predicted model, not a curated record. The transcript is spliced from 2 exons.
CCUAGCGCGCCCCAAGUUUUCUAGUUUUUCCCCAAACCUUGUGCUCCCCUUCCCCAUUCUCCCGUCCGGCAGCUCGAUUUGCGAAAUACGCAUUUCAAGAACCGCGAGGUGCCGAUCCAAUCCAAUCCCCUCGUUCCAUGGAUGAAUCUGAUGAGCACAGCAACGGCAAUGGCGGCGGCGGCCACCACCACCACGGUUACGAGUGGAAGUUCCCGGCGGCGCUGUCGGCGAACACUACGAGCGUGCACGUGACGGCGCUGGACGGCGUGGUGAACGUGAACUCGCUCUUCACGGUGGCCGUGUUCGUGGGCCUCUCCCUGGCGACCCCGGGGCAGCUGCAGAGCCUCGCCGGCGACCCGUCCUGCGACGCCGGGCCCGGGAUGGCCCGGUCCCUGCUGGUGCUGGAGGUGGUGGCCUUCUCGUCCUUCCUCUUCUCCAGCCUGGUGGCGCAGGGCCUGAAGCUGGCGCUGAACCUCAUCAAUUCCAAGGACCCGCACGACGCGAUACGAGCCCACAUCGACGCCCGCGUGCUCCGACUCGGGAUGCUGGCAUCCGCCGUGGGGUCCGUGGUCGGGUGCGUGUUCCUGAUGGUGUCCAUGGUGAUGGUCGUGCAGAUCCGGCUCGGCACGCUGGGCUGCGCCAGCAACCGCGCCGCCGCCAAGGCCGCCGCGGGGCUCGUGGGGCUCGUCACCACCGCUCUCGCCGUCUACGUCGGCACCGUCUUCUACACCUUCACCCACUGAUCGAUGACGACGACUGCUGUUGGUCGAUGUUGGGUAGCGUACAGUGUCACCUUGCAUUGCUGCGUCCAAAGUACUUUGAUGAAACAAACUUGUUUGGUUUUUGGGGGACAUUUGUUUGUGAAUACUCUAAAGUCUGCUACUGUUGGAAAUUGUCGAGCUCACAUCGUUUUGCGGUACAUCUUGCAACGGACGCAUUGGCUGCCAAGGAUUUGCAGUCCCCAUUCGUUCUUAUUCAGUAAUUCAGUUCGUGAUUUGGACUGAUGAGCACAAGAACGGGACCCAUAUACCUUGGUACCGAAUUCCGAACCCUGAGCGAUCUGAAUACCCGCUGCAAUUAUCAUGUCAUCAUAUUGCAUUGCCAGCUCAGAAGCCACAACACCGUCAAAUUGGAUCAUAUUGGUCUAUGAGAGUUAUAUGGCUACAACGUUCGCGUGUUUCAUGAUUGCAGGAAGGAGAUCGCAAUACCAAUUUUUUUCACCAGCGUGCGGCAUGGAGAGCUCGAAAAAACAGAAUACAUAAGCUGAAAAACAGUAAUGGUGAAUGGAUUAUGGAUCAGACAGGUAUGACAGGGCUAGUCAAUAACUAUUUCAGUACCCUUUAUGCAAAAGAUCCUGAGGUCAGACCGCAGAAAGUGUCAGACUCUUUUUGAACCUUGUUUUACUGAUGUUUUCCAUGAUGAGCUCUGUAAACCUUUUUUGCAGAAGGAGAUCGGGGAUGCCCUCUUCCAAAUUGGCCCUCUGAAGGCGCCCGGCCCGGAUGGUUUGCCGGCACGGUUUUUUUCAGAGGAACCGGGGUUGCCUAAAGGAGGAUGUCAUCUCUGCAGUGAAGCUCUUUUUUGAAGAAGGAAAAAUGCCGGAAGGUGUGAACGACACGGCUAUAAUUUUGAUCCCAAGGUUACAACAUCCAGAGACUUUGAAAGACUAUCACCCCAUUAGACUUUGCAAUGUCAUCUAUAAGGUAGUUUCUAAAUGUUUGGUGAACAGACUUAGACCCUUGCUGGAUGGGAUCAUUGCUGAAAAUCAAAGUGCUUUUUAUUCCGGGACGUUUGGUUACUGAUAAUGCUUUGUUAGCUUUUGAAUGCAUUCAUGCUAUACAACAGGAUAACUCAGACAGGAGUAACUUUUGCGCGUACAAGUUGGAUUUGGCCAAGGCAUAUAAUAGGGUGGAUUGGGAUUAUUUGCAACAAGUUUUGGAGAAAUUGGGCUUUCAUCGAAAAUGGAUUUAGUGGAUCAUGGAAUGUGUGAACACUGUAUGUUAUACAAUACGCUUCAAUGGUGUUCUUUCGGACACCUUCCAACCCACCCGUGGAUUACGCCAAGGUGAUCCUUUAUCGCCCUAUUUAUUCUUGUUUGUUGCUGAUAGUUUAUCAAAAGUUAUGCAUAAAGAAUCAGUGCAAAGAACCAUACAAGGACCGCGAGCAUGCCGUCGAGCUCCAGAAAUUACACACCUAUUAUUUGCAGAUGAUAGUCUGCUCUUCUUCCGCGCUCAAGAGGAGCAAGCUGUGAGGGUGAAGGUGGCGCUCGAGAGGUACCGCAAAGCUAAUGGUCAAUUGAUUAAUUUUGACAAAUGCUCCAUUCUUUUCAAUGAGAAGCAGGACCCUACUAUAAUCGAUCGCGUCAAGAACCAGUUAAAUGUCAAUAAAGUGACUUUCGAAGCGAAGUAUCUGGGCUUGCCAACUCCGGGAGGACGUCUCAAGGCGGACAGGUUUCAGUCAAUUGUGGAUCGGCUAACAAAACGAUGCAGUGCGUGGGAUGAGAGAUGUCUGUCUGCAGGAGGAAAGGAUGUUUUGAUAAAUCUGUAGCUCAGGCCAUCCCUGUUUAUGUGAUGAUCAUGUUUCAGCUCCCGGCAUCGCUCCAUGAAUCGCUGUCACGUUGCAUCAGGCGGUUCUGGUGGGGUGAAUGUGCUGGAAAACGAAAAACUCACUGGACUCCCUGGCAGCAAUAUACAAGAGCGAAGGGAGAUGGUGGUUUUGGCUUCCGUGAUUUAAAGCUCUUCAAUCAAGCGCUUCUGGCUCGUCAGGCGUGGAGGCUGGUUGACCGGCUGGAGAGUUUAUGUGCAAGAGUGCUGAAAGCAAAGUACUUCCCAAAUGGCAAUCUUCUAGACACGGUAUUUGCAACAAAUCAGUCGCUCACUUGGAAGGCGACUGGAAUUGCUGGAAAAAGGGGUGAUAUGGCGAGUUGGUUCAGGGAAUUCCAUUCACAUUUGGCGCGACCCAUGGAUUCCUAAGGGCUGGUCGUUGAAGCCUACAGGAAAGAGGCGAUCAUGCCGCCUGAAAUGGGUUGCUCAGCUUAUAGACCAGUCUAAGAUGGAAUGGCAAGCAGAUAGGGUGCAUGAAUUCUUCCAUGCACAUGACGCCCAACAGAUUAUGAACAUCAGGCUACCCUCAAAGUUGGGGGAGGACUUCAUGGCCUGGUUUUAUGAGAAGACAGGUGUCUUCUCAGUUCGCAGCGCAUACAGGCUGGCAGGAAGAAUUAUGGAAGAAGAGAAUGGUGGCUGGCAGUCUAGCUCUUUGAACCAGGAUCAUAGGCCAAUUUGGAAGAAUUUUUGGAACAUGCCAAUCCCUCAUAAAAUUCUGGUUUUCGGAUGGAAAGUGAUCAAUAAUGGGCUGGCUACCCAAGAUAAUAAGUGUCACCGAAAUAUUGUGGUGUCUGAUCAGUGCGUGAUAUGUGGCAAGAAAACUGAAUCGGGCACGCAUGCUCUGGUUCAAUGUGUGCAUGCGAAUGCGCUCCGGGAAGCAAUGAGGCAGCACUGGAUAUUGCCGGACGAGGAAUAAUUCCUCUCACUUACUACUGAAGGCCUGCUAACAUUCAUUGACGGACUGGGGGUUGAUGGAGGAGCAAAGGUGCUGUUGCUUUUUUGGAGGAUCUGGCAAGUGCGAAAUAAUAUUGUUCACGAUUCAGAUUAGCUAUCUGUGGAGGGUUCAACCAGGUUUCUGCUCAAGUAUUGGGGAGAGUUGUGUGCUAUCCGACAGCAACGUUCUGUGUUGGAUAGCAAAGGAAAAAGCCAACACUUUGGUAAUGGUCCGACAUAAGAAGGUGAGGAUCCUGGAGAAAUGAAGGCCACCUGAUAGGGGUGGACAAAGAUUAAUGCUGAUGGCGCCUUUGACAGUGGUACAGGUGAAGGAGGCUUGGGCAUCAUUAUUCGGGACAACUCGGGAACUGUCAUGUUGACCGCAUGGCUCUACAUGGGAAGUGGGCGGGAUGCAGAGGAAAUGGAGGCGCUAGCCUGCAAGGAAGGUCUGUGUCUGGCUUCGGAGUGGUGCCAUCAACGGACCAUGCAUUGCAGCGGUACUAGCGAAGAGGGGUGUUCGUCGAUCACAGCUGAAGUUCGUACCGGAGGAGGCAAUGGAAGCUGGCGACAGACUCCCGGCAUGGGAAGUUACCCAUUCGAGAAGAGAGAGCAACGGUGUCGCACAUGAGCUCGCGCAAUUGGCAAAGCGAACGAAGCACUCUGCAGUGUGGCGUUUCGCAGCCCCGGUGUGUGUUGAGCAGCUUAUUGCUCGAGAUUCUAAUCAACUUUCUGAGCAAUGAAUAAAACUCUCUUCUCCUCGCAAAAAAAAAAA